CCAAGAGUCAUGGAAUCCAACCCACCAAACAACUCUACUGUUAUUGCUCUCCUAAAACAUGCCUUUCCGAUUUCUGAGCAACGCUUCCGCCAUGAAACUAUUCUCAAGGACAUGUCCUCCUCGUUUGCAACAUCUCAUUAAAUCCUUCUCAACUACGCCAUCUACCUAUUUCGCCAUUACAGCUCCUAUUUCCCUCCUGAAUGCAGAUCUGAUCACCACCUAUUCUCCUCUAAAACCCCAAAACAGGAACACCUUUUAUGCCCUGACUCAAUCCAGGGCCUUUUCUUCUUCAAGCAUAAGCCCAUCUAAGGAGCCUUUGGAAUCCAUGGAUUCCAACUCUUCUCCUUCCCGCACCAUUCCUGUUGUUUCCACUUUUGCUAACCCUUUUGACACUUCUACUUCGAUCGACGCAAGUUCUUCGAUCAGAAAACCUAUUAGUCUAUGGCCUGGGAUGUAUCAUUCUCCUGUGACAAAUGCUCUAUGGGAAGCGAGGUCGAGCAUCUUUGAGAGACUUAUUGACCCACCACUCGAUGCACCUACACAAAGUGAAUUGCUCACAAAAACUCCAUCCCAGAGCCGAACAAGUGUUCUGUACAAUUUCUCCACUGAUUACAUCCUUAGGGAGCAGUACAGAGACCCAUGGAACGAGGUCAGAAUAGGAAAGCUGCUUGAAGACCUCGAUGCUCUUGCCGGUACCAUAUCUGUAAAGCACUGUUCCAAUGACGAUAACAUGACAAGGCCUGUGUUGUUGGUAACCGCCUCUGUUGACAAAAUGGUUCUGAAGAAGCCGAUUUGCGUUGAUAAGGAUUUGAAAAUAGUCGGUGCUGUCAUAUGGGUUGGGCGGUCAUCCAUUGAGAUUCAACUAGAAGUGACUCAAUCCACUGAAGAGAGCUCUGAUCCUUCAGAUGCAGUAGCUCUUACAGCAAACUUCACAUUUGUUGCUCGUGACUAUAAGACAGGAAAGUCUUCUCCUGUGAAUCAGAUUUCCCCUGAGACUGAUAAAGAAAGGAUGCUUUGGGAAGAAGCGGAUGCAAGAAACAAGCACCGGAAAAGAAAAAGAGAAAAUAAGAGAGGGGUUGAGAAUGGUGAUGUUAAUAGGCUAGAGUCGUUGUUGGCAGAAGGACGGGUCUUCUGUGACAUGCCGGCUUUGGCAAACAGAGACAGCAUUCUUAUAAGGGAUACAUGCCUUGAGAACUCUUUGAUUUGCCAGCCACAACAGAGAAAUAUCCAUGGUAGGAUCUUUGGGGGGUUCUUGAUGAAUAGAGCAUUUGAAUUAGCCUUCUCAACUGCAUAUGCCUUUGCUGGUGCAGCGCCCUGUUUUCUAGAAGUUGACCAUGUUGAUUUUUUAAGACCUGUGGAUGUCGGGAACUUCCUCCGUCUCAAAUCAUGUGUUCUUUACACAGAACUAGGGAAUCCACAGAGUCCAUUAAUCAACAUAGAAGUUGUUGCCCAUGUAACGAGGCCAGAGCUACGGUCUAGUGAGGUGUCAAACACUUUCUACUUCACGUUCUCUAUUCGGCCAGAGGCUAUGAAAGAUGGAUUAAAGAUUCGGAAUGUCGUUCCAGCUACAGAAGAGGAAGCGUUGCGGAUACUUGAACGAAUAGAUGCUGAGAACUUAGACUCAGAAUGUAGUUCCACCUUCAGAAGAGGAAGCACUGGAUAAUUGAAUGCAUGGAUGGGUGAUACCUUGUCAAAUCAUGACAAAGAGAAGACUACAAUAAA
Telopea speciosissima is the source of this 1722-nucleotide messenger RNA. RefSeq names its product acyl-coenzyme A thioesterase 2, chloroplastic-like. Gene Ontology annotation, biological process: acyl-CoA metabolic process. The transcript is spliced from 5 exons. Gene Ontology annotation, molecular function: fatty acyl-CoA hydrolase activity. NCBI's taxonomy places the organism in Eukaryota, Viridiplantae, Streptophyta, Magnoliopsida, Proteales, Proteaceae. The record is from RefSeq and is a predicted model, not a curated record. Bases 59 to 1663 code for a protein of 534 amino acids.